AUGUACGACCAGCGGCUCUUCAACCAGGACGCCGGGAUGGCGAGCGGGUUCGCGGCGGACGACGCGUACAACCUCUACGACAAGGCGCUCUACGCGGACCGGUCGAAGACCUACAAGGCGCCUGCUGCGGGCGGGCCGGACGACGACCUCGGCGACGACGCCCCGGGGCGGCGCUUCAAGCCCACCAAGGGGUUCGCGGGGGCGGACUCGCCGACCGCCGGGACGAAGCGCGGCGCGGGGGGCGUGGAGUUCGAGAAGGCGCCCGGCGAGGCGGAUCCGUUCGGGCUGGACGACUUCCUGAGCAACGCAAAGCGGCCGCGCACGGACGGGUAG
Pedinophyceae sp. YPF-701 is the source of this 333-nucleotide messenger RNA. The record is from the annotation of a GenBank genome assembly. Lineage: Eukaryota; Viridiplantae; Chlorophyta; Pedinophyceae.